Messenger RNA from Helicoverpa armigera (cotton bollworm), 2208 nucleotides. Its product is annotated as popeye domain-containing protein 3. Gene Ontology annotation, biological process: striated muscle cell differentiation; heart development; skeletal muscle tissue development. Bases 110 to 1315 code for a protein of 401 amino acids. Gene Ontology annotation, molecular function: cAMP binding. The record is from RefSeq and is a predicted model, not a curated record. The transcript is spliced from 8 exons. Lineage: Eukaryota; Metazoa; Arthropoda; Insecta; Lepidoptera; Noctuidae. Gene Ontology annotation, cellular component: sarcolemma.
GUUGGUGGCAAAACGGAUGUUAUUGAUUUGGCGCGAAUACGUACACUAUACGACGGGAAAACGUUCGAGAAAAUAUUUUUCAGCACACUAAGCUUGCUUUGAAGAUAAAAUGCCCCACGGCGUAUUUGCAAAAAAGAGUGAUUUUUUAGAAAUUGGUGAAUAUAAUUUUUCGUGGCCCGGUGAAAAUGGUACAUUUCAGGAUUUCGGUUCUGUAAAUUACACCAUGCCUUCAGGACCCUGGUAUUGGCCGUGGUGUCCACUUUGGAGAACCACACAACAUCCUCUCUUUCAGUUGUCCAACAUGCUCUUCGUGGCGUCGUAUUGUGCCCCAAGUACCAAAAAGGGGCAACUGUGGAUGCACACAAUUUUAAUUUUUGCCUUCAUGCUGUACUCAAUAUGGGCUUGGCACGUCAUCUGUUCACCUGACGCCUUCUCCUGGAACUUUGGCUUCGUAUUCUUAAAUCUCGCGCAAGUGGUCUACUUGGUCUAUGAGAUGAGACCAGUCAAAUUCGAUCCUGAGCUCGAAGAAGUUUAUCAUACGCUGUUUGAGCCGUUUAAGGUGUCUAGACUGCAGUUCAAGCGCAUGGUAUCUCCUGACUUUGCACACGUGAUGUCACUACACGCAGGCGAAGCGUACGCCAUGCAGAAUCUCACCAAGACUGACCGGCUUGGACUACUUCUAUCUGGAAAGGUCAAUGUUAUGAGCGGUCAUCAGUUCCUACAUCCAAUUCUGCCUUGUGAGUUCUUGGAUUCUCCCGAGUUCGAGUCCAGUCGAGCUACGAUAGAUGAAAAGUUUAAGGUGUCGAUAGUAGCCGCGUCAUCGUGCCGCUACGUGUACUGGCAGCGGAGUUCGCUCGAAUAUUUGUUCGUAAAGGAGCCGUACCUCGCGUGCGUGGUGACGACGCUCAUAGCACGCGACAUCACCACCAAGUUAUAUGCCAUGAACAAUAAGAUCGUCACUGAGAGAGGCUCCCACCUAGAUAUCAGGUUGCCGAGCAUAUCGCACGCGCUUGCUCGAAGCCCGAGGAAGCUUCGUGGGGCUAGUAAACUACCACCACCGACCACGGUUCAGCCUGUACCACCUGAGAAACGACCCAAUUGCUGGAGCCGCGAGCCUGAGCCUAUCACAACUGCAGUAAAACGCAACUGCAACAACACAUACAACGGUGGUGAUGAAGAACUGAUGCCUUUAGCCGCACACGAGGCCCCGGCCGCGUCCUCAGACGACCUGUCUGUGGCCGACAGCUGUCCUGACACGUCUUCCAAGUACCACAGCUGCGAGGCCGUCGAGACUGAUGACGAACUUAGACAUUAAAUACAUUAAAAAAACAUUACCCGCUUUAUUGAUAUUUCUGUGAGGUCAUUUUUUCUCGUUUCAUACCAUAACAUUUGACAGGAACAUAACAUUUGACAGGUACAAUAACACCUACAAUGUUAUGUGUGAUGAAGAGGCCUCAUGCCUCUGCAGCGCAUGAGGCCCUGAGUCUUCCAAGAACGAUGAAACAAAACACGCACGAGGCCCCCUGACCGCGUCUUCCAAGAAUAAGUCAGGGGUAUAGUUCGUAGGGGCUUCUAGACAAUUCGAAGGAAUUGUCGCAGCCCUGGAAUACAUAAAAGUAAGGGUGCAAACUUGGAUAAUUUUUAGUAGAUACACAAAAGCUAACAGCGGCAGUGCUUUGUACCACUAUUGGAGAAGUAAACUUGCAUGACUAUUAAAGUGACUCUGAAAAUGAUUUCACUUAUAUAGAGUUAUAUAUAACUGGGUACCAUAGAAUACGUAUGUUUUAUGUGCAUUUAAAUCAGGUCAUGACGUAGGCAGAAACUAGGGUGUACAAAAAUUGUGCAGCAGAUUUAUCCGUGCCCGCAUGUUUGCGAGACAAAUAGACGAAACUAUUAUUUGUUGUGUUACACGUUUUCAAAGAGUAGGUCUGUAGUACAUACGCGGGCUUUCCUCAGUAACAAUUUACUUUUGAAGUAUUUGUAUAAGGAUUUGUAUUGCAAAUUUAGAAUGAAUGUUUAUAGUUAUUGUAUCGACUGAGAUUGUGAUUGAGAGUUGGCAAGGAGAAAAGCAGGUGGAGGGAAUUAACAACAUUUUGACAGUAAACCAUUAUAUAUUGUCGUUGUUUAUAUUAUGUAAUCACUACAUAAAUUAAUUUAUUAAAUGUAUUCGUAAUGUCAAAGACAUGUAUUAAAAUGUUAAAAAUAAAA